CCCCGUAGCGAGUGCUAAGUCUUUGCCCAGGUCUCAGUCACCUGGGAGAGAUACUACAGGUAGGCUACGGACGCUUCCGUGCACGAAGAGGCAUUAUGAAGAUCUAGACCGCAAGCGCGCCGACAGGACGGAAUAGUGUGUAGCCUUUCUCAUUAGUGCGUCUGGGUGGUGUCUGUCUAUCAUGCAACACUUAAAGCUAUGGAGAUCUCUGUUUCUGAUGACCGUCUUGUACCAGCUGGGGAUGUCGGGCAAAUACGGUUGUCUCUUUGAGAGGAGGCUGUGUACCAGAGAGCAGGUCUGCUCAGAUGAUGGGCUGUUUGGGCAGUGCCACAGCUCUAAACAGGACCAGGUUCAGUACCAGGUGUCUGUUCCGGUCCUGAAGAGGAUGCAGGAGGUUCUGAAGCAGCUCAUGCUACAAGGUCUCUCCUGGCAGGAUGACAUUACCCAGUACAUUGUAGCCAAAGAGCUGAGUCGAGUCCCCCAUACCCCACGCUCCCCCAAGGCCCCCUCUUCCUCCUCCUCUUCCUCCUCCUCCUCACAGUCCAGACAGACCCCCUCCAAAGGAAGCCCUCGUCCCAGCUCCAAGUUGGGGCCCUCCCCCCCAGACGACUACAUGGACUAUAUGAUCGUAGACCCCCCCCAGUCCGCCCUCCGCAUGCAGACCUCCCCCAUGGACCCCUAUGCCUACCACCAGCACAGAUACCAGGAUGACCUUGAGAGAUCCCUUCAUCCCAUCGAAGGAGGGGCUUAUCCCCGCCCACCCUCCAGGUCCCAGGCCAAUCAGAGGGAGAGGGACCGCCAGGCCCUUCAGGACGUCAUCUCUCUUUACCUGGCCUCCUCACCUGACCCUGGCCAGUCAUCCUACCACCAGCAGGGGGCGGCUGGGCCCUACUACCAGGAUCUGGAGGUGGAUCUACCAGGAGCCUAUCUGGAGGACUAUUUAGCCCAGGCCCAGGCUCAAGCCCAGGCUGCCUCUGCCAAGCAGCACAGGAAGAAGGUUUCCCAGGAUUACAGCUCCCUGUCUGGGCUGGAUGAUGGCCUGCUCCAGAGGAUAUGGGUGGUGCUGGAGAGGUAUGGAGUCGACCCCAGAGACCUGAGCCCCCAGCAGCUGUACAAACUGGCCCUGGUUCUGCAGCUCCUGCAGGCUGAGGAGCUGGACAAGACAGGAUCCGGUCCUCUCGAGAAAGACCUGGUCACACUGAAGGAGACCCAGGUGGUGAAGACCAGUGACAAAGCGCCCAGCAAGCCAGAGAGCCCCCCAGCCCCCCCAGCUCCCGCCCCCCGCCUCCCCUGCCCCGCAGCUAGCAGUCCCCGCCAGCCUGCCCCCGCCCCCCUGCCCCCCCAGGACCCCCUGGGGACAGGGAAGGACAGGCCCUCAGGAGACGCUGCCACCGUCCUGCCACCAGGGGGGGCCGGAGAGGAGUACGGUUACAUAGUGACCAACCAGAGUCCUCUGAGUCUGUAUGACGGGGUCAAACUUCUGGAGCUUCUGGCUGAGAGAAUCCACCUGACCACCAGCAGCUUCAUCAACAUCAGUGUUGUAGGUCCGGCCCUGACCUUUCGGAUUCGUCAGAACGCUCAGAACUUGAGUGCAGCGGACGUCGCUGAGAAGGCUGUGUCUGAAAAAACCUUCCUAGAGUCAGAGACUAGCCUGAAGAUUAUCCAGACUGGUGUUGGAGAGAGGAGUGAUGCUCGGGGGUUGCCCCAGGCUACGCCGGUGCGUGAGGGCUCCCAGCAGGUGGUGUUGACCCUGGUCGCCAUGGCGAGCGUGGUAGGAGUCUUGGUGGUGGCGAUGGCCGUCGCCUGCCUCAGACACCACACCCAGCAGCUGGCCAAUGGGAAGCUGGGCCUGGGGCCCGAGGGCGGGGCCGAGACACACUUUGACUACCAGGAGUUGUGUCGGCAACACAUGGCUGCCAAGACGUCCGUGGGUCGCGGGGAGACAGGGUCGGUGGCGGGGGCGGGGGUGGGGGGCGGGGGCCGGAGGGGCACGGACACCUCCAGGGUCAGCAGCGUGUCCUCCCAGUUCAGCGACGGCCCCCAGCAUAGCCCCUCCUCCCAUAGCUCCACCCCCUCCUGGAGCGAGGAGCCCGCCCAGUCCAACAUGGACAUCUCCACCGGUCACAUGAUCCUGGCGUAUAUGGAGGACCACUUGAAGAACAAGGACCGCCUGCAGAAGGAGUGGGAGGCGCUGUGCUCCUACCAGGCCGAGCCCAGCGCCGUGUCCCUGGCUCACAGCCUGGAGAACAUGGACAAGAACCGCAACCGUGACUUUGUUCCCUACGACCACUCGCGGGUGAAACUGAAGGUGGACCAGAACUCGACUAAGGAGGACUACAUCAACGCCAGCACCAUCAUCGACCACGACCCUCGCCUGCCCGCCUACAUCGCCACUCAGGGACCAGAGGCUCACACCAUCCCGGACUUCUGGCAGAUGGUGUGGGAGAAUGGUUGUACGGUGAUCGUGAUGAUGACUGCUCUGGUGGAGGAUGGAGAGAAACAGUGUGAACGCUACUGGCCUGACGAAGGCUCCUCCCUCUACCACAUCUAUGAGGUGAACCUGGUGUCGGAGCACAUCUGGUGUAAGGACUUCCUGGUGCGUAGUUUCUACCUGAAGAACGUGCAGACCCAGGAGACCAGAACGCUGACCCAGUUCCACCUGCUCAGCUGGCCUGCCAGUGGCAUUCCCACCUCCACCCGCCCCCUGCUGGACUUCCGCAGGAAGGUGAAUAAGUGCUACCGUGGUCGCUCCUGUCCCAUCAUUGUCCACUGCAGCGACGGCACUGGCAGAACUGGAACCUACAUCCUGAUAGAUAUGGUCCUGAACCGCAUGGCCAAAGGGGUAAAGGAGAUUGACAUCGCUGCAACACUGGAGCAUAUUAGAGACCAGAGGCCCAGUCUGGUGCACACCAAGGACCAGUUUGAGUUUGCUCUGACAGCCGUAGCUGAGGAGGUCAACGCCAUCCUGAAGGCCCUGCCUCAGUAGAGACCUGCAGCUCCCUCUCUGACCACCCCUACACACACAACCACCCUACACACACACACACACACACACAUCUUACACACACAACCCCUCCUUCACAACACUCUGACUAGGCUAUAACCCACCCUACACCUCUCCACACCAGUCUACAUCUCCCCUACACUCCCUACCUUCCCUAUACCUCCCUACACCCCCCCCCCCCCCCAGACCAGGUGUCCUGCCUGAGUAGAGGCAAGUGAAGGAUAGGCUUCGGGCACACAGCAGAUUAAUGUGACCCAGGGAUGAUGCUGGAUGAGGGCCAGAGUGGAUGAGGCUGAGCGUCUCAGGGGACGAGAGGCGGCCUCAAGACUCCCAACAUGAUUGUCUUUGCUUCUGACUCGCACAAAUGAUUUUGUUGCGUACCGUUAAGUACAGUUGCUUUUGUACAUGACGCCGUUCUCUAUUUCUGUCUUUCUCUCUCAUGCUCCCUAUCUUACACGCACACACGCUCCUUCAAUUGAGUUCAGAUGUCGGUGUCUUCUGUGUAAACCUGUGUGAUUACUGUAAAUAAUUAUCUUGUUGGUCCGUGUUUAUUCAUGUAGCAAACACAUAGAAAAUAUCUAUAAAAAUGUAUUUUUGA
Molecule: messenger RNA, 3602 nt
Organism: Hypomesus transpacificus
Lineage: Eukaryota; Metazoa; Chordata; Actinopteri; Osmeriformes; Osmeridae
Gene: ptprna
Product: protein tyrosine phosphatase receptor type Na
Biological process (GO): protein dephosphorylation
Cellular component (GO): secretory granule
Molecular function (GO): protein tyrosine phosphatase activity
Source: RefSeq, a predicted model, not a curated record